AUGCACAAAAUGAUUGCUCUCGUUGUGCUCGUCACCGCAGUAUCGCUUGCCGGUGCCAAACCCGAACCGAAACCGGAUAUACUGGUCGAUAGUGUCCCGGUCGUUGCUGCUGCUCCUGCCGUCGCCAGCUACGCAACCUUCUAUGAGCAAACGUUCCACGGUAACCUGGCCCCGGGACCUGCGUACGUGGCGUACGCAACAUACAGCCCCUACGUUGCUUCCGUACCGGUCCACGUCGGUGCUUCGAUACUUCUGAAGAAGUAG
This is a messenger RNA of Anopheles cruzii, 264 nucleotides long. RefSeq lists its product as uncharacterized. Bases 1 to 264 code for a protein of 87 amino acids. The transcript is spliced from 2 exons. NCBI's taxonomy places the organism in Eukaryota, Metazoa, Arthropoda, Insecta, Diptera, Culicidae. The record is from RefSeq and is a predicted model, not a curated record.